AUGGCGAAGUCGCGACGCGACACACUGUGUCGCGCGGCGACGUGCGGGGUUGUCGGAGGGCCUAAUUCCUUGCGGCGUCGGACACCGCACUUCCGCUCGCCUCCACCUCCCGGUUGCCGGGGCAACGCCGUCACGACUGGUGGCGGGCGGGCAGGGCUAGCAGCGAGAGGAAUGGAGGUGAACCCGGGCAGCAAGGCGGCGCAGCGGGGCGUUCGCGAGGGCGACAUCAUCUCGUCCAUCAACGGGCAGGCGACGCGCAACAUCACCAACAGCGAGGCGCACGGCCUGCUCAAGACUGCUGGGCAGACGCUGCAGCUGGGCCUCAACGAGUGA
Messenger RNA from Gryllus bimaculatus (two-spotted cricket), 333 nucleotides. The record is from the annotation of a GenBank genome assembly. NCBI's taxonomy places the organism in Eukaryota, Metazoa, Arthropoda, Insecta, Orthoptera, Gryllidae.